UCAGUGAAAAGUGAAAAGCAAGCAAGAAGAAGAAGAAGAAGAAGAAGAAGAUGAUGAUGGUGACUUCACUUCCAUUGAAGGGCAUCCCAGGCAGCUACGGGCCGCCGCUCAUCGGCUCGUUGAAGGACAGGCUCGACUACUUCUGGUUUCAAGGGCAGGACACUUUCUUCAGAAGCAGGGUGGCCAAGUACCAGAGCACAGUCUUCAGAACCAACAUCCCUCCCUCCUUCCCCUUCAUUGGCGUCGACCCCAGGAUCAUCGCCAUUACCGACUGCAAAUCCUUCGAGGCUCUCUUCGACAUGUCCCUUGUCGAGAAGAAGGACAUCCUUGUCGGCAGCUACAUGCCCAGCGUCAGCUACACCGGGAGCACGCGGGUCGUCGCUUACCUGGACACCUCGGAGGAGCGGCACGCCGUGAUCAAGACCUUCGCCAUGGAGACGUUGAAGAAGGCCUCGAGAACAUGGGUUGCAGUGCUGCAGGAGUCGUUGGGGAGGAUGUUUGAGACGCUGGAGAAGGAGGUGAAGGAGAAGGGGAAGGCGUCGUUCAUAGCUCCUGUGCAGAGAUGCCUGUUCAGGUUCCUGUGCAAGGUUCUGGUCGGAGCUGACCCGCUGGCGGUGCCGGAAAUUGGAGAAGACGGGUGGAUCAUUCUGGACGAGUGGCUGGCUCUGCAGCUGCUUCCCACUGUGAAGACCGGGGCCGUUCCUCAGCCGCUUGAGGAGAUUCUCUUCCACUCCUUCCCUUUUCCUUUCUUCAUGGUCAGCAAUGGCUACCGCAAGAUCUAUGAAUUCCUUAAGAAAGAAGGUAGGUCAUUUAUUGAUUCUGCUAAGAAGGACUACGGCUUAACUGAAGAGGAGAUCCUACACAACAUUAUCUUUGUCAUAGGAUUCAAUGCAUUCGGGGGCUUCUCUGUCUUCCUUCCAUCUCUUCUCAAUGCCAUAGGCACGGACACCGGCCUACAAGCCCAGUUGCGAGCAGAGGUCAAACACACAAUGCAGACCCACGCCGGCCGGCUCAGCUUCCAGGCCAUAGAGGACAUGAACCUUGUCAAGUCAACGGUCUACGAAGUUCUGCGGCUUAACCCGCCGGUGGCGCUCCAGUUCGCGCGAGCCCGGCGCGACUUUGAGCUCGAGUCAUAUGAGUGCAAGUAUGGGAUAAGGAAGGGGGAGCUGCUGUGUGGGUACCAGACCUUGGCCAUGAGGGACUCUAGGGUCUUUAGCGACAGCGAGAAGUUCGUCGCGGACAGGUUUACUAAGGAGAAUGGAGGGGAGGCUCUAUUGAACCACUUGUUCUGGUCCAAUGGACCACAAACAGGGUCACCAACGAUCAACAACAAGCAAUGUGCAGCUAAGGACUAUGUGGUCGCAACUGCAUGGCUCAUUGUGGCCGAGAUCUUUUCGCGGUACGAAUCGUUCGGAACCGAUGGUUCUUCCUCGAUCACUUCUCUUCAAGAAAGCAGGAUGAUGCUAAACCAGUGCUGAAAGAAGUGAGCCUGUGGAUUAUGUAACACUGAAGUGCUUAGUAACUAUGUUCAGUUCCUGGCAGAAGCAAAAACCUAAAAUAAUGUUGCUCUCUCAUGGGGACUUACAGUCUUGAGUCCACUUUGCCUUUUACCUUACUUCAAUAAAUGCAUUAAUUUUCUGCUGU
Molecule: messenger RNA, 1644 nt
Organism: Nymphaea colorata (pocket water lily)
Lineage: Eukaryota; Viridiplantae; Streptophyta; Magnoliopsida; Nymphaeales; Nymphaeaceae
Product: fatty acid hydroperoxide lyase, chloroplastic
Exons: 2
Coding region: 51-1478 (475 amino acids)
Biological process (GO): sterol metabolic process
Molecular function (GO): oxidoreductase activity, acting on paired donors, with incorporation or reduction of molecular oxygen; iron ion binding; heme binding
Source: RefSeq, a predicted model, not a curated record